Molecule: messenger RNA, 702 nt
Organism: Durusdinium trenchii
Lineage: Eukaryota; Dinophyceae; Suessiales; Symbiodiniaceae
Source: the annotation of a GenBank genome assembly
AUGCUCACAAUCUUUGGCAAUGGUCUGGAGAUCUUCUUGCCCAAGACCAGACUGAAACCCGGGUAUGACAUGGCCUCUGCCAAGUUAGAUCCUCCCACUUGCGCUGAGAGACCAAUCUUGACAGCUUCUCCUGACGAAGAAGCACUACCCUUCAAGAGCUUGUAUGCCCUAUGCUACAAUAGCGGCCUCCGGCUCUAUGCAGAGCCAGAAAGUCUGCACCCAAUGUGGAAUGAUCUCAAGAACGCAUUGAAACGAGCAGAGUUUCAGCCAUCGCUGUUGCUGGGCAUACUUCUGAGUCAAGCCAGUCAUGGACCCUUUGAUUCAGGAGCUCACCAAUGGACGAAACAGGAGUGCGUGAAGGUGUUGUCCAAGGAACUUUCCCCGAGUGAUUUUGCUGAGCUUCGAGAGUGCAUGCUGAAAGACAGGUAUGGGCAACUAAGUACAGACAUUCCUGACUCCCCGGAAGAUCUAGAGGAUUUGUCUGCAGUGCAGCACUUGCCUAUCUUUGCAAAGUACAAGUCCUGGUUCCAGUGCAUUGUCUCUCUCUACAAGCUGAGUUUAGACUGGAGCCUGAACACUCUAGUUUUGGAAAGGGCGGUUGAGAUGCACAGGGGUUCUGCACGCUUCGAUGUACACAUGGCUGCACCCCUGUCAUGUCCAACACAUUUUCUGGAUACUGUUUGGAAUAAACAACAUAAUUAA